Molecule: messenger RNA, 826 nt
Organism: Pyrus x bretschneideri (Chinese white pear)
Lineage: Eukaryota; Viridiplantae; Streptophyta; Magnoliopsida; Rosales; Rosaceae
Product: BTB/POZ domain-containing protein At1g03010-like
Source: RefSeq, a predicted model, not a curated record
AUGACUGUGUUGCAGCUCCCCCUAGUUUCUAAGAGUGGAAGGAUUCGGAAACUGUUGCUUGAAGCAAAAGAUGCAAAAGUUUCGCGCAUAAUUCUUGCUUCUGUUCCGGGUGGACCAGAGGGAUUUGAGCUAGCUGCAAAGUAUGUUGAAAUUACAGAGUCAAAUGUUGCCAUGCUUCGUUGCGUAGCGCACUUCCUGGAAAUGACGGAAGAGUAUGCUGAGAAAAAUAUGGAAACGAGAACUGAAGCUUAUCUGAAGGAGACGGUGCUUCCAAACAUAUCAAAGUCGAUAUCAGUUCUUCAUCGCUGUGAAACCCUCUUGCCUGCAGCAGAAGAAACCAACCUUGUAAUCAGGCUUAUCAACGCAAUUGCAAACACUGCAUGCAAAGAGCAGCUCACCUCUGGCUUAUUGAAACUUGACCACAACUUCACUGCAAAAGGAGCUCCAAAUAUGGAACCUGAAACGCCCGCAGACUGGUGGGGAAAAGCGCUUACAGUUCUUAGCCUCAACUUCUUACAACGCGUUCUAUCAAGGGUGUUAAACAGGAUAUAUAUGAUCAGCAAAAUCUGAAGAUGUCUACAGGACAAAAUGCAAGAGGUCCAAAUUGGAAGAAGAAAAUAUGAAGCUUUACGUGAGGCUUGGUGUUGCAAUUUCUCAAAUGAAAAUUUAUUGUUGUCUGGUGAUUGUUUAGGUAGUUUUAAUAGGUGGAUAUUGAAGUUUGGUUGGUGUGUGUAUUGAAGUUUGGUUGGCUAGUUUGUAUAUUGAAGUUUGAUUGGUGUAUGUAUUGAAGUUUGAUUGAUUGAUGUGAUUCGUUCGUUUUUAGAAA